Striga asiatica is the source of this 372-nucleotide messenger RNA. The record is from the annotation of a GenBank genome assembly. NCBI's taxonomy places the organism in Eukaryota, Viridiplantae, Streptophyta, Magnoliopsida, Lamiales, Orobanchaceae.
AUGAAUCGUACUAAAGAGACCCUUUGCUCUGAAACUAAACCUCAAACUCAGCGUCUCAACAACAUAAUUCGGCAUGAAAAAUAUCACAUUAACUCAGCCCAAUCUAAGCUCUUGAUCGCUGCUCUCUGCUCUUUGCCGGGACUGACGGCUCGACUUGCCGGCAAUAAGGUGACUGUCGGCUGCUCCUCGUCACGCGAAAUUGGAGCUGGGGUCGUCCGUGGCUCGGGUCUGCUUAGCUGGGAUUCUCAUGGGGUGGCGGCUGAAAUCUCCAUCACUUCAAUAGGGAGUAUUAGGGUUGCUAAUGGAGGGAGGUGUCGUGAGGGAGAGAGGUGGCUGAAAAUUUGGGAAACGGUUGAAAUGAGCUGCGACUGA